Messenger RNA from Scylla paramamosain (green mud crab), 2880 nucleotides. RefSeq names its product mitochondrial carrier homolog 2-like. The coding region runs from base 52 to 999 and encodes 315 amino acids. Lineage: Eukaryota; Metazoa; Arthropoda; Malacostraca; Decapoda; Portunidae. The record is from RefSeq and is a predicted model, not a curated record. The transcript has 7 exons.
ACAUCCCUGAGGGAAGAAUGUGUUCUGCUUGUCCUAACCUUCAGUUGCACCAUGGCGCCUCAGGAGAAGAAGGAUGAACUCACCUGGAUGCAUGUUCUUGUACGCGUCUUCCUUAAUUCUACAACACACCCCAUUGAAUAUGCCAAGGUUCUCAUCCAGUUGGGUCAUGAGCCUCUGAAGCCCUACAAGUCAAGAACAGUAUUUGGGAGAGAAGCAUUCUACUACCCCAGUGUAUUCAGCUACAUUGUACACAUCAAGAAUCGUGAUGGAUUCUUUGGGUGCUACCGUGGACUGGGAGCAAAGCUCACAGCCAACAUUGUUAGUGGGAUUGCUUUCCAGAGAGUCACUGAGAGCAUCAAAUUCCAGGAGCUUGAUGAUGACAUGAUUGAAGUUGAGAACCUCACCGUUAAGGAGAGGACACAGAGAUUCCUUCAAAACACUUCUCGGGAGACUGCUGGCAGGGCAGCUGCUAUCUUAGUGUCACAGCCUUUCCAUGUCAUUGCUGUACGGUGCAUGGCUGAAUUUGUAGGAGAGGAAGGAAAAUAUACAGGAGUAUUUACUGCAGUGGGGAUCAUCUAUAAGGAACAAGGAAUUAAGGGAUUCUUCUGUGGGUUGAUUCCUCGGCUGCUGUGUGACCUGACUGCCCUGUGGCUUGGCAAAACACUUGCUCAUAUAAUCAACAACUAUUUAUUGGAAGAUCGAGAUCUAAAGCAAUAUGUGUCUGCAUCAAUGAAUUUUUUGGCAUCUGCCAUGACUUACCCCCUUCAGGUAGUAGCAAAUUGCAUGGCAGUAUCUGGCAGUGGAUUAGCUGCUGGCUCCCCACCAAAUAUGCCCAUUUUUAGUGGCUGGCUGGAUUGUUACAGCCACUUGCGUCAAAUUCGAGGCCUGAAGCGAGGUUCCUCCAUGCUGUGGCGGCCUUACACAGGUGCCACUAUGAUGAUGGGUGGUAGUUUGGAAAUUCCAUCCACAUCCAUGUUCUCUCCACCUUCUAUCUCUUAAGACCACCAAAGGUCUCAAGAUCCAUUCAGGUCAUCUUAUGCUGCCAAUACAUUGGAUGUUUGUGAUUUAAUAUUGUAUGGUGUACAUUGUUUGGGAACUUUACUUUUGCAGCAGUUCACAGAUCAAAGAAACUUUGUAUAUAUAUAUAUUUCAUUCACUUUAUUUUACAUAUGACGGACAGUACUAUGGCCUUGCAACACUGGAAUAAUAUUAAACAUUUUCAGUAAUGUAUAAAAGUAGCUGUAUCAAAUUAACUGACUUCAUGUAGAACUUUUACAGCAAUGUAAACUGAGUGUAACAAAGCUAUAAGAGUGAGAAUUUAGUCAGUAUUCUUCUCGGAGUUCACAGUGCAUGUUUUUAUGUACCCGAUUGAAGUGAUUAUUUUUUUUUUUUUUUUUUUUUUUUUUUUAGCAGUGCUAGAUGGACUUGUGAAAGCAACGGAAUGCUUAUAUAUGUAUUAGUAUUAGGUAAUACAUAUAGUAAGGCACCAAAGUGCAUAAUUACAUGUACAUACCAAAUAAGAAAUAGUGUGAUUGUGAUGUACCAGUAUAUCAGUAAACAGUGAUAAAUCUAAUGAGCUUUCUCAGACCACUUGACUUACCAUAUAUAUUGAUUGUUUGGCUAAGAAAAUGAAGGUAUGUAUGGUUUCAGUGCAUAAAUUUCUUUUGAACCAUACAAACUUUUCUGUAUGUGGGCAGAUGUUGGAAGGGACUUUAAGACCUAUAAAUUUUCCCCUUUCACUUCAGGAAUAGGUAUGUGAAUUGAGCAAUUUUAUGAGGAUUUUCAUAAAACAAAAAAAAUAUGGGAUCUGUUUGCUUACUAUUGGCUCUGAUAAGGCACUGCAGUAUCAACUUUGCCACAGUUUAACAAGAUAAUUAGUAUAGUUUAUCAAAGAAAAUUGUUGAUUUUUACAUUCAACACUCAUUGCAGUACAAAGAAACCAUCACUUCUCAAACAUUUCAAUAUCUUAUCUGGACAGCUCCUUACAGGCUCCAGUUAGAGUUAUUGUGGUUUUCAAGGAUGCUUUCAUGAUUUUUGUGAUAAUCUUACACGAAUAUUGCACUGUCAAUGGAAAAAACAUCCAUGGAGUCUGACAUCAUCACUUGGUUUUAAAAAGUGGUUCUUAUGAGAGAGCAAAGCACUUAAGACUGAGUCUAAUCUACAUUGCUAUAAAUGUUAUGGUGAUACUGAUGAUGAAUAUGAAGGUACUCAUACCAGCAACACUUAAGCCUGUAUUUUUAACCAUACAAGAUAUAUUAAUGUACAUCAGACACUCAGCAUCUGUAUUGUGUGAAUAAUCCUCAGAAAAAAACGACAGUAUUCUCAUGAUAAGAUAUCUCUCUUAUUGCUAUAGGUAAAAAGGCAUGGACACUUACUGAUGCUAAAGAUUGAAAUAAUUUGCUUUAUGUACGUAACAAAAUCAACACCAACCCUAGUCCAUCUCCUAAAACAGAAUGUUGUGCUAAGGUCAUGAAGGGUUAGCAUGUAAUGAACCUGUUCCAACCAUAGCUGGCUGUUUUUACUUGAAGAGUAGAGGUGGUGUGCCUCUGAAGCUGCCACUAAUCCUCAAAGGCUUGCAAUGUUUUUCUAACAAAAGAAUACUCAUAGAAGGAUGAAUUGUGGGUACUGUAGCAAUUUAUAUUUAUAUUAAUGUUUCAAUCAAUGUACUUGUGUUACAUUUACAUUGAUCUGAAGGAGUGUACUAAUGCACUGACUCAUACUAUGACUCAGACAUGCCUUCAUCAGUCUUGUGGGUUUCUGGCAUCUCUGCUUUGGUUAUCAUCCUUGUAAUGGCUUCCAGAACUUACCUCCUCCAGGUCAGUCUUGUGGGUUUCUGCCAUUUCUGGUUUACUGUUCAUGCUUAUUAAAUCUUUUUCCACA